Racocetra persica is the source of this 599-nucleotide messenger RNA. The record is from the annotation of a GenBank genome assembly. Lineage: Eukaryota; Fungi; Glomeromycota; Glomeromycetes; Diversisporales; Gigasporaceae.
AACUUAAGAAACUAUCAACAGAAACAAAUGUUAAAUUUAUUAUAAAUGAUAGUUUCACUAAAAUUGAUAUGGAAAAGCCUGUUGAAAAAUAUUUUGAUUCAAUUGACACUAAUUCUGAAAUAUCUGAAAUUGAUCAAUAUCUAACUGAAAAAUUUUUUAAAAAACGUAUUGAAUUAAUAAAUGGAAAUUUAAUAAUAGAUUGCCCUAUCCCUUCAAAUUUAUUAAAAAGCUUUCCUAAUAUAAGUUCAAAUAAAUUUAUAAAUAUAAAAUAUACUGCUUAUACAAGCAAACCAGAUAAUUUCAAAAAUGAUAAUUUUACUCUUCGUCAAAUUGAAUAUAAACCUUCGAGAGAAACAGAACUAUUUAUUUUAAUAACACUGAAUGAGGAAGAUGAUGCUCAAUUAUCUCGAACUCUUAAUAGAAUUAUAAAAAAUAUUGCUUACCUUUGUUCUAUCAAGAAUUUUGAAAUAUGGAAGAAGAUUGUUUUGUGUAUAGUCUCUAAUAGACGUAAUAAUAUUAAUGAACGUGCUUUAGCAUAUUUAGACACUCUUGGUGUUUAUCAACAUAAUAUUGCAAAAUCUCAAUUGGAUAAUAAAUUU